This is a messenger RNA of Planococcus citri (citrus mealybug), 2162 nucleotides long. Its product is annotated as solute carrier family 35 member E1 homolog. The record is from RefSeq and is a predicted model, not a curated record. Gene Ontology annotation, molecular function: antiporter activity. Bases 541 to 1614 code for a protein of 357 amino acids. Gene Ontology annotation, cellular component: Golgi apparatus. The transcript is spliced from 6 exons. Lineage: Eukaryota; Metazoa; Arthropoda; Insecta; Hemiptera; Pseudococcidae.
UUUUUUUUUCUAAAUCUCUAAAUCCAUGAUAAAAGUUUUUGGUCAAUUAAAAAAUUCAAGUUCAACUUUUUAAAGCAACAUGACUCCUAGUUUAUGACCAUCAUUCCAGUGUGAAAGUUUUUCGGUACGUUUGCGAAUUCAAGAACGAAAUGAAGUAAUGCCCGAGGCUCAAUCGUUGCGAAAUUAGGUUGUAGUUUUAUCAACUCUCGUCUUCAGCCACCUGGUUAUCUCGUUUUCCAACGUGUUUUGUUUUGUUAAUACGUCUGUGACCCAUAAAUUCAUUUUGGAUUCAAAUUUCGCGAUCUCGGUUUGACACUUUGUAAGUUUCUACCUACGAAUUUGCGAACAUGUAAAUCGUGAAUUUCAGUUCUUCGGUGAAUUAUAAUUUCAACGUUAAUUUUUAGCGAUGUUUCCCGUUCACAUAAAGUUUCAUGUCGACGUGUACGGAGUAUGUUCGUGUUAGCGAAGAUGUCGAAAUUUCGCCAAUAUUGGAUGUUCCCUUGAAAGUAUUUCUUAUAAUCGAGUUGCAAUUCUGUCACCAUGGUUGAUCCUAAAUUCAGAAAAGAGAUUAUCACAAUAUUGACGUUAUGCAUAUUGUGGUAUUCGUCCAGCUCCAGUAACAGUGUAAUCGGUAAACUUUUGCUGAAUGAAUUCCCAUUCCCUAUGACGGUUACUAUGGUUCAAUUGCUGUCUAUAACUGUGUAUUCUGGACCAUUUUUCAACGUAUGGGGUGUUCGGAAAUUCGCCGAUAUUAGCUGGCCUUAUUAUAUGAAAAUAAUCGUACCUUUAGCAUUAGGAAAAUUUUUUGUUUCGGUGUUGACCCAUGUUAGCAUAUGGAAAGUACCUGUUUCAUACGCGCAUACUGUGAAAGCAACCAUGCCACUAUUUUCUGUCGUGUUGUCUAGGGUGAUUCUAGGAGAGAAGCAAACUUGUAGAGUGUACGCUUCAUUAUUACCGAUUGUCACCGGAGUACUUAUUGCCACGCUGACUGAAUUAUCCUUCGAUGUGAUGGGUCUAAUCAGUGCUUUGGUUGCCACUUUACAAAUGUCAUUGCAAAAUAUCUUUUCAAAAAAGGUUUUGCAAGAUGUUGGUAUUCACCACCUGAGACUUCUUCAUAUUUUAGGAAGAUUAGCCUUCUUUAUGUUUAUCCCAUUUUGGUUGUACUUCGAUUUACAGAAAAUUCUCUCCGAAACAGUUAUCAUGACAGAUCGACGAUAUUACAUUAUGGCUUUAUUAUUUGCCGACGGUUUAUUAAAUUGGUUACAAAAUAUAUUCGCUUUCACGAUCAUGUCAAUGGUGACUUCUCUUACGUUUGCAGUAGCUAAUGCUACGAAGCGAGUUUUUAUUAUUUUCUUAUCGUUAUUCAUUCUUGGAAACCCAGUUACCCCAGUAAAUGUGUUUGGAAUGAUGUUAGCAGUUGUUGGAGUUUUAGCGUAUAAUAAGGCGAAAUACGACGCGCGCAUGUCAGACAGUAAAAAGACCUUGUUACCAUUUAUUAAAUCAAGAAGAGAAGAUCAAUUACCGUUCGACUAUAAGUAUCAUAAGUUGAAUCAUAAUAAUGGAUAUUUGAUGAAUGGAUACAGUAAAUUGAGCAAAGGAGCCGAUAAUGUGUGAACACUGCCUGUAUUAGUUUUUAAAAUCGUACUUUCAUUCGCCUAUAUAGAAAAGCUCCUUUCAAAUUUCAUUUCGUGUACCUCGCUGUAAAUAUGUAGAAUAUCGAUGCAUUUUUUUUCCUACUUUUGUACCUACCUACGUUACGAGAAAGUCAUCCUGCGAUAAAACAUCACUAUCAUGUAAAUUUCAACAUUUUCUACGAAAUGAAGCGUUUAAGUAAUUAACUCUCUUAGAUUAAGUUAGGUUAAAUUUUUAUUUCAAAUAAAUGUGUACAGUAAGCGGGCAAAUUUUGCGAUCAAGUUUUUCUAAUACGAUUUUUUUUAUGAUGAAAAUGAAUUUAAAUGAAUUUCAAUCUCAAUUUCGUUGUGUUUUCAAUACGAUUGAUAUGAUACAACGAAACGAAAAGAGUAGUUACAUAAGGAAAUCCUGUGAUUUGCAUUUCAUUGAUCAUUGUUUUCUUAUUAUCUUCUUGUUGAACUCGUGCAAUAAUAAUUUUGACCAUGGCUGUGUUAUCAUGAUGUUAAUUGAGAAUAAAUGUCUUGUUUGUA